Punica granatum (pomegranate) is the source of this 746-nucleotide messenger RNA. Lineage: Eukaryota; Viridiplantae; Streptophyta; Magnoliopsida; Myrtales; Lythraceae. The record is from RefSeq and is a predicted model, not a curated record.
AUGAGCCUUUCUAACACAAAAUGUUCAUCUCCAGCAAUACGCAUUGAAGGAGAAAGAGGAGAGAAAUCGGAAGUGGUCACAAAACCUGCUGAUGUAAAGAAGCCUGAGACCCCUGUGAAAGCUGCUUCGGAAGAAGUCCCACCUGCUGAAGUCAACCCUCCAGCCACCGAAGAAAGCAGCGAUGCUGCUGCUGCUGACGAAGCUCCUGUUGAGAAGGUCGAAGAGGCUUCAGCUGCUGCAGGUGGCGUCGAGGAGACUACUGAAACGAGCGAGGAGGGAAACGCAGGUGAUGCAGUGGCUGCUGAAGAACAGGAGAUAAAGGUUGAAACUGCGCCCGGCAGAUUUUUCGCUUCGCUACCACCAACCAAACAAGACAUUGCUUCACUCAAUACAUUGAGUACCAUCGUUUCCCCUAGUUGUGUUGCCGCCAAGGGAGAAGGUGCUCCCGAAUGCGAUAAGUUUGCGAAAUACUACCCUUCUCUCUGUCCCUGGGAAUGGGUAAGUACCGUACCCCAUUAGAUUAGAUCACACUGAUAGGAGGAUUUGCAUCGCGAUACAUACAUGUUAUCACGUUAAGCUUAUAUUCUAAAAAUGGGACAUAUGGAACCUAUGAGAUUAGCCAUUUGGCAUUAUUAAACCUGAUUUUACGCUUGUAUUGAACCGGAGGAAUUAUUGCGUGUUAAUUUCUUCCGACUCCCGAGUCCAACUUGUUACACGGAAUGGAUCAUGAUUCAUGUGCUGCGCAC